GCUGCCCUGCUCUUAGCCCCCCGGUUAAUAGCUCUCUAGCUUUAUAUUAUCUAAUUAUUAUUACUAUUAUUAUUAUAUAUUAUUUUUCUUUUUUCUUUUUUUCCUUUUUCUUGUUUUUUCUGUAAUUUUUGUGUUUUUCAUAGUAAAUUUCCAUAGGAUUAGGAAGCCAAAAAUCCCCACGAAAAAGAGAAUCACAAUUGGUUCUUGCUCGCAAUAAUUUUAUAGAAUACUAAAAUAAAGCUAGGAAAAAAAAAAAAGAAUUAUUUUUUUUUUUGGGAAUUGUUUCUUAGCUUUUCAUUGUGAAUUUUUGUUGUAUUUUGGUUUUUGAGUAAUUUAAUCGGCCUCAUCUGGUAAAAAUAGAAAGAAAAUAAUAAUAAUAAUAAUAAUAAUAGUGUUUUUGUUGAAUUUUGAUCUCUAGGGUUUUUGGGGUUCUCAGAAUUUGUUUGUAAAUUAUGGACAAAAAGAAGGUAGUUGUACCACUUGUAUGCCAUGGUCAUUCUCGGCCAGUCGUCGAUUUGUUCUACAGCCCAAUCACGCCGGAUGGGUUUUUCCUCAUCAGUGCCAGCAAAGAUUCCAGUCCAAUGUUGAGAAAUGGGGAGACUGGAGAUUGGAUUGGGACAUUUGAAGGACAUAAAGGUGCUGUAUGGAGUUGCAGCCUGGAUUCUAAUGCCUUACGUGCCGCAUCUGGCUCUGCAGAUUUUUCGGCAAAAUUAUGGGAUGCAUUGACUGGGGAUGAAUUACAUUCUUUUGAGCACAAACACAUAGUUCGAGCUUGUGCCUUUUCAGAGGAUACCAACCUUCUACUCACUGGUGGAGUUGAGAAAAUACUUCGUAUCUUUGAUUUGAAUCGUCCCGAUGCACCACCAAGAGAAGUUGACAAUUCUCCCAGUUCAAUUAGAACUGUUGCAUGGCUUCACAGUGAUCAGACAAUAUUAAGUUCUUGUACAGAUAUUGGUGGUGUGAGAUUAUGGGAUGUGCGAAGUGGAAAAAUUGUUCAAACACUUGAGACCAAGUCACCUGUAACAAGCGCUGAAGUGAGCCAGGAUGGUCGUUAUAUAACUACAGCAGAUGGUUCUACUGUUAAGUUUUGGGAUGCAAAUCAUUUUGGAUUGGUUAAGAGCUAUAACAUGCCUUGCAAUGUUGAGUCAGCCUCAUUGGAACCAAAAUUUGGCAACAAGUUCAUUGCUGGUGGAGAAGAUAUGUGGGUUCACCUUUUUGAUUUUCAUACAGGAGAAGAAAUUGGAUGCAACAAGGGCCACCAUGGUCCUGUCCAUUGUGUUCGGUUUUCACCUGGAGGGGAAUCCUAUGCAUCUGGAUCUGAAGAUGGAACCGUUAGAAUAUGGCAGACAGGCCCUGCAAACAAUGAUGAAAAUGAUACACAAAAUUCUGGGAAUGGGCCAACGGGUAAAGUCAAGGUUGCUGCCGAUGAGGUCACACGUAAAAUCGAGGGCUUUCAUAUUGGCAAAGAAGGAAAAAGUGGAGAGAAAGAUAAAGCAGCAGAUGCAUAACUGGCCUUGAGAUUGUGUUGCAGCGACUGUUUUAACUUCAACUUUGUGUUAUGUGGCUAUAGGCGAGAAAGAAAAAAUGUAGGCCGUUUAAUCAUGUAGCAUUGUUAUAUCAAUUAUAUUAACUAAUUUAUGUUAACAAUAUGUUUUAAUUAAGUUUACUUUUCUUGUGUUA
Ziziphus jujuba (common jujube) is the source of this 1680-nucleotide messenger RNA. RefSeq lists its product as uncharacterized. The record is from RefSeq and is a predicted model, not a curated record. Gene Ontology annotation, cellular component: SMN complex. Gene Ontology annotation, molecular function: protein binding; RNA binding. The transcript is spliced from 7 exons. Gene Ontology annotation, biological process: spliceosomal snRNP assembly. Bases 453 to 1508 code for a protein of 351 amino acids. Lineage: Eukaryota; Viridiplantae; Streptophyta; Magnoliopsida; Rosales; Rhamnaceae.